Molecule: messenger RNA, 3426 nt
Organism: Menidia menidia (Atlantic silverside)
Lineage: Eukaryota; Metazoa; Chordata; Actinopteri; Atheriniformes; Atherinopsidae
Source: the annotation of a GenBank genome assembly
AUGAUCCCCAGUAAGGUUAUACGCCCCGUGGAGGAGCUGGAGCGGGACUCCUCUGUUCUUCUCCGUCUGUCCAAGACUUCUGGAGGGAACAGACACAGCCCUCCAGAACCUGGCGAGUCUUCCAAACUCGAGGCGGGGGAUGCCGAUAUGGACGGUGCCGGCACUUACACAUGUAAGCCUUGUAAUUUCGAAACCCACGACCUUAACUUGUUCUUGGAUCAUGUUUACACCAGGCAUCCCGACUUCCGUGCAGACCCCAGCUUUGUUUGCAUGAGCUGUGGCGUCUCAGCACCCAAGUUUGAGGGGCUGGCCCUCCACAACGCCAGAGUCCACCCCAGCACACUGAACACCACUCUCAAGCUGAGAAAGAGGGACAGGAGGGUGGUUGUAGAGCAGAAUGUAGUCAUUCGGGGAGAAACUGGCAAGGACAGCGAGAUUUCCAUCACCAAAACCCCGAUCAUGAAGAUGUUAAAGGGCAAAUCGGAGCCCAAACGGAUCAUAGUGUCUCAUGCGGCCUCCGAUGAGCCGUCCUUGGAUCCACAUUCUACCUCUGCACCAAGAGAGACUGAACGAAGCGAGGCUCCUUCAGUGACUGUCACACACGUCUCUACGAUCGUCCACAAUGGAACGAGUAAGGUCACACUGCCCUCAGCUAUCCAGAUAGUCAACGGCUCUGUAGCAUUACCGAUGUUAAAGACACCCAUCACACAGGUGGUUUCUGUAGCUCAAAACAGAAGCCUUCACCAAUCAGCGCCAAUUACAGCCGCUUCAAGUUUUUCCUCAGCUUCCUCACCUUCAUCCUCAAAAAACCUCCCAAAGGUAAUGAUUCCUUUGAGCAGCAUCCCCACCUACAGUGCCUCCAUGGACGAGUCCUCCUUCCUUAAGACCUCCUUCAGUAAGUUUCCGUACCCCACAAAGGCUGAGCUCUGCUACCUGACUGUGGUCACCAAGUUUCCGGAGGAGCAGAUCAAGAUCUGGUUCACAGCUCAGAGACUGAAACAAGGCAUUAGCUGGUCUCCCGAGGAGAUAGAGGAGGCCAGGAGGAAGAUGUUUAACACCAUCAUUCAGACAGCACCCGCCAGCUCACAGAACCGGACCCAGAGCCACCAAAGCCCUGCUCAGCACACAAUCACUGUCCUGCCUGCCUCACUGGGGGCCUCGGGGAUCCCUCAGUUUCUUCAGGGAUCUCUUGUCAGCCAGUCAGGGGUAAUUGUCACGCAGCCUGUGGUAGCGAACGGCAUCCAGGUGAGCAGUGCUCCCGUGGCCCUGGCCGUCACGCCCAAGCCCCAGGCCGCGGCCCGGCCCAUGAUGCAGGCCCGGCCGGCCGCCGCCCUGGUGGCGGACAAGGGCAUCAGCAUGGUGGUGGGCACGGUGGGCAGCAGCAGCGCAGGAAGCAUCAGUAUCAGCAAGGGCGAUAGCUGCAAAAGUGGGGGAGGGGGCACUAGUAGUCCGAGCAGCAGCCAGGCUGGUGCCAUCAAUCUCAGUCUGGGAGGCAGCAAUCCCAGUAGUGCUAAGGCAGGCGGCGCCGGGGCCAAACACAGCAGCGCUAGUGCAGACUGCAGUGGCAACAGCAGCAGUAGGGUUAGCAGCCAUGUCAGUGCUAAAAGCCCUGAUGUGGACAAAGCUGACGACGCCGGCACCGAGCAGAGUGACGGCAAGACAACCACGGAAGGCAAAGCCGUUCCCAGCAACAUCAGAGCAGGCAGCGAUGAGCAGAGCAGUAAGGACUCUAACGGUAGCAGCAACAAACACAACGCCAGCACAGACGAGGCGGAUCACUCUCCAAGAGACUCUCCCACGCUCAAAAUGGAGGAGGCCUCCUCCCCAGCCUCCAAAUCUUCUUCUCCCUCUCCUGCAGCUCCUCCGGGCAGCGUGCUGGGCUCUCGGACCCCCAUCAAUGCUUUCCUGGACCCUAGUUUUUACAAGGGCAAGAAGUCCCAGGAGCAGCUCAACGCCCUAAAAGACAGUUUUCAGGUGAGCCAGUUUCCCGACCAGGAGGAGGUGGACCGGCUCAUAGCUCUGACGGGCCUCACCGUGCGAGAGGUCCGCAAGUGGUUCAGCGACCGGCGCUACCACUUCCGCAACCAGAAAGGCGCGCGCUCCGGCGCCGGAGGGCAGGCCAAGGCCGGCGCCGGGUCAGGAGCGGGGAGCAGCUCCAGUGCACCCGCGAGCGCCGCCGCCGCCGCCGGGAGCUCCUCCCCCGUCGACCUGUCGGAGGGGCGCGGCAACUCUGGUGCAAAAGCGGGCCAGCACAGCUCCCCCAGCGCCCCCCUGAGCCCCGCCGCAUCACAGACUCCCACCUCCCCCACCACGCCCUCACGCCGAUUUCCCAGACCGCCAUCGCCAGACUUCACGGCCAUCCGCUACAAGGAGCGAGAGCCUCACCAGGUUAAGGCACUUGAGGCCAGCUUUUCCCAAAGCACUGACCCAUCAGGAGAGGAAGUGGACAGGCUGCGAUCUGAGACUAAGAUGACCCGGAGGGAGAUUCAUGGAUGGUUUGCUGAGAGGAGGAAGAAAGUCGCAUUCGACAAAAAGAGAGAGGAGGCAGAGCAUGUGCUGAGGGAUGAUGAGGAGGAGAUGGAUGGAGAUGGAGAACAGAGGCAGAGAGAUGACGGUUCAGGAGAGCCAAAAGUCAACCCCAUUAAGAUCAAUCUGAAGAUGCUGAAGGUGACGGAGGCCAGCGGCAAACCGGAGGGCGAGGGCCUGGAUAAUCUCACUGUUCCGCCGCAGCCAAGCGCUGCGUUUGCUUCCUCCAUGGGCCCCAGCCCGGCCUCCUCCUCCAAGCCACCCCAGUCCUCUACUCCAACACCAAAAACGUCCUCCCAUUCUCCCAAAACCACCACCGUCCGAGGCAAAAAGACGGCGGAGCAGCUGCACCUGCUCAAACAGGUCUACGCUCGCACCCAGUGGCCCAGCGCCGCGCAGUACGACAAACUGAUCUCAGACACGGGGCUGCCCAGGCCCGAGGUGGUGCGCUGGUUCGGGGACUGCCGCUACGUGCAGAAGAACGGGCAGCUGAAGUGGCUGGAGGAGUACCAGAACCUGGCGCUGGAGGAGGACCUGCAGCCGGACAACAAAGAGGUCCUACAGGCCCACCUCGAGCUCCACAGCCGGCUGGAGGAGAGCCAGCUGCAGGAACUGUCUGAGACGAGCGGCUUGACGACAGACUUGGUGCGACACUGGUUUGCUAGCAGGGCGACUCAGCCCGAGCGCAAACGGACCGCUGCUCCCACCACAGCAGCCGGACCAGCCGCUCCAGCAGUGGCGGCCGUGCCGCCGCCGCCGCCCACAGGGUCCUCCCCCCUGGAGCCGCAACCGGGGGGCGGGACGGAGGAGAAAAUGGAGCAGUCAGUGUGUGGUGUUGCAACACAGGCCGAGCAGGCCAACGCUGACAAAACAGUGGACACUGCUAAAGGAACUGAUUGA